This is a messenger RNA of Macroventuria anomochaeta, 621 nucleotides long. RefSeq lists its product as uncharacterized. The record is from RefSeq and is a predicted model, not a curated record. The transcript has 4 exons. Bases 1 to 621 code for a protein of 206 amino acids. NCBI's taxonomy places the organism in Eukaryota, Fungi, Ascomycota, Dothideomycetes, Pleosporales, Didymellaceae.
AUGGACAAAACAGCCAAACUCAUCGACCUUGAGAAUCUGAAGAGGCGGGCUCAGCAAAAGGUUGCUCUGAAACCCCUGACCUCUGAAGAUAUCAAGGGGUUGUUGAUCAGAUUUUCUGAGCACGUGCUACAGAAGCCGAUGCUUGAAAAGCAAUUCACAGAGGCCCCUACGAUCUAUCAGAUCAAGCUCUUCCUUGAAUACUUUGCGCGCGCCAGAGAUGGCCUCCUGGAAGAUCAAAUCACCGAUACUACAUUGAUCAAUCGCUUCAACAAUCUGAAGCAGCUUGUCCCAGGAGGGCUUGUGUCGACGUGCGCUCGACCAAAGCCGAACGCGCCCAUUCCUGUGGCUUCAGAUAUUGUAAGAUUUCUUUUCGCGAGCGACGAGUACAAGGAGUUCCAUCCCCGUAUACGUGUCCAGAUGGCAUUUACAAUUCAGCUCAUGUCAUGUGUUGGAAGCAUUGAAGGCUUGCUCUACAAGGAUGUAGAUCUCCUCUACUUCAGCGAACCGGAGCCUGGAUGGCGUCUCCACGUCAAGCUGAGAAACCGCAAGGAGCAUCGUGAGUACAAGAAGCACGCAUAUGUGGUUGUUGUGUUCCUUUUGACUGCAACUGACGCUGGGUAA